This is a messenger RNA of Saccostrea cuccullata (small rock oyster), 4799 nucleotides long. RefSeq lists its product as uncharacterized. Bases 153 to 3911 code for a protein of 1252 amino acids. Lineage: Eukaryota; Metazoa; Mollusca; Bivalvia; Ostreida; Ostreidae. Gene Ontology annotation, biological process: regulation of transcription by RNA polymerase II. The transcript has 11 exons. The record is from RefSeq and is a predicted model, not a curated record. Gene Ontology annotation, molecular function: DNA-binding transcription factor activity; RNA polymerase II cis-regulatory region sequence-specific DNA binding.
UGCUAAUGAGCGAGAGGCAGCGUUUUAGUUUCUAUAUUGUCAAGGUGCUGUUGUAAGGUCGCAGACAUAUGCGUUAGAAUUAGAAGGUUUGUUCCAAACUGAAAGAGGAAGAAAGAAGAAGAAACGAACAACUUGACAUAAUAUGUAACAGUAUGGAGGAGACAGAGAGGGAGACCACAGAAGAGACCAUCUAUGUGUACGAGUACCCGGCCAGCAAUCAGUCCGACCCGGGGGAGGACACAAAGGUCAUCACUAUAGAGAGUAAAGACUCCCCCGACGAGGACGUCACCACGGUAACACAGUAUGUGGAGGAGGUGGUGGAAAUAGACAAUGAGAAUGUGGUGGUGGCCAACGUGAUGGCAGCCAGCGAGAAAGGCUCCAUUAAACUGGUCCUAGCGGAGGAGGAGGAUAAUCCUGGAGAACAUGGGUAUACGAUGAAUUAUCGACCCAUUAGACCGGUGGAACGUCAGAAGAUGAGGCCCUGGCUCCUGGAGCACCUGGACAGUGGGAGUAUUCCCGGACUUUCCUGGCAAAACCGUACUCAGCGCAUCUUCCGCAUCUCCUGGAAACAUGCCGCACACAACUGCUUUAACAGAACCACAGACUCCGAUCUGUUUGAGAGAUGGGCUUAUCAUACAGGUCGCCACCAUGAUGGGAAUCAUAAGCGCUGGAAAGCCAAUUUUCGCUGUGCUUUGAACAGUUUACCAGAUGUUAUAGAACUGAGAGAUCUGGGUGUAAGGAAAGGAGAUAAUGCAUUUAAAGUCUAUAAAUUUAUUGACCUCAAUGAUGAAAAGGAGAGGGAGGAGAAGAAACGACUACAGAUGGUCACCAGGAGUAGCAAGAAAACCGACAACAAGAAAGGGAGCUCUACACCAAGCACACCUGCAGGGAGUAAACAGCUGAAGGAGUCCAGUAGUCCCCCUGCAGCCUUCAGUAUAACCACCACAGAAGGGGGGAUGUUACAGACACUGCUCCACGCCAUAGAACUCAAAAACCAGGAGGCAGCCACAGAUAAGGAUGACGACAAAAAGUCAAAGGAAAAGAUUCAACUGACAGUGAAGAGAAGCCUAGACCAAGAAAACCAGCCAAGAUCAAAACGGAGCCGCCGUGAAACGGGUAAAACCCCACAGAGUGAGGAGACAGAGAGCAGUGAGGAGGAGGGGGGCUACGAAUCUGAGUCCCAGGGCAGCAGCACCUCCCUUACCCCUGGGGCCACCCCCAGUACACCAACCUCUGGGCAAAGUGUGCUUAACAUGUUGAAACUGCCAUAUAUAUUAGACAUGAAGCAGCUUUUAGCAUUAGCUGGAAACAAACAGAAAGAUAUUGAGGGGAAGGGUCAAGGUCAGGACAAGUUGACCAUCACCAAUGUGACCUUGGACUCAGUCCUACAGGACCGACUGACUCGUAACACGGACAGCUCUAAUGUCAAGAUCACCAUUCCAUACACUGUUUUUGAAGCUCUCAAAGCCAAAAAUCUGGCCACUAAGAACCCAGGGACGCUCGAGGGUACCCCUAGUAGUGUUGUUCUUACGCAAGCCCUAGACAACAGCAAGGAUGCCACAGAGACCACAGCAAAACCACAGCCGACGGUGGUGUCCAGCAGCAAGGAGGCGACGGCCUACCCCAACAUCAGAAGCCGCCUGGUGUCACGACUUAACAUCAGUGGUGCCCAGGUGGUGGGUCAGGGUCAGAUACGCCCCACCCUGGUUACUGAAGGAGGCAGAAAAUCAUUUGAAAAAGUAACAGUGCAGGCUAUCCCACAGCUACAACCAGUGAAUGCAGGUUCCUCUGGUGAAGAGUCGGACCAAGGCAGUAAAAUUAACAUCAGUCCAGUUAAUAUUAAUGCUGAUGUAUCACAGUCUGAAACUCCAGGCAGUUCCCAAGCCAACAAAGAGUCAGCAGACAUGGAUCAUGUGACAGAACAAGUAACCGUGGAGCUGGGGGAACUCACCGAGGACCAGCUAUCUGCUGAGGUGAUGGGCGGGGAACCAGACAACCAGUACUGCUGUCUAUGGUGUAAUUUGAAUUUCAAAACCAAGAUGGAGCUCUUAGGUCACUUUAUUUCUCUUCAUGAGGACAUGCUGAUUCCAGAAUCUGACCAAUCGGUGACCUGCCAGGCCCUGGCCACAGAUACAGACGGAGCUCUGGACUUAUCCAAAAAAACCAAGGAUUCCGAAGGGAACAGUACGGAGACACCUUAUACCAAUGUGGUAGACCUCUCCUUCACUACACUAGGGGAGGGGGAGGGAGCGUUGGACUUAUCCAACUCCAAGAAAAACCUGGUGGUAAAUGAGAUCAAUGUUCCGCCAUCUGAGAACAGGCCCCAGUACAGUCUGAAUAGCCUGAUUGAUGCCCUGCGGAACACCAUAGAACAGGACAGGAAGGACAAGAGGGGCCCAGCCAGCAGCAGUUAUGUGAUGGAGGUGGAUCAGGAGAUAGACCAGGGCGAGCCUGUGAUGAAGUUUGUAGACCUGAGUUCUGACUCAGAGAGCGAGUCCGAGCCCCCCAAACAGGAAUUUACCUCCGACGUGAAAAUCUCCGUCAAGACUUUCCAGGUCAACGGGAAAACCAUGUAUAGGUGUACCAAGUGUAACCGAGUGUUCAGCAAAUCCUGCACCUUGUCAAGGCAUGCAUUGGUACACACUCAGCUCUUUCCCUAUCUUUGUGGAAUCUGUGAUUCAGAAUUCAGAGACAUGAGAGUACUUCUGAAACAUUUGGAUCUUCAUGGAGAAGAUGUGGAUUGUCCAUGCCAGAAAUGUGAGAAAAUCAACCAAGAAAAAACUGUUUCCAAUAAAGUGAAAGAGGAACCUGGGAAGUUUAAGUUUAAGUGUGAUAUUUGUGGUAAACAGUUUAGAAGUGUUGAGAGCUGUAAAGCCCAUGUGGACUCCCACACCUCAGACAGUGUGUCGGUCAGCUGCAGCAUCUGUAAGAUGAAGUUCUCGUGUCACCGCGCUCUGAACAGACACAGGAUGUCGUCGCAUUCUCUACAGAACUGCCCCGUGUGUCUGGAGUCGUCCUCAGACCUGGCAGCUCACAUGGUCAACCAUCCAGGGGUGUUCAUCUACAAGUGUGGCCUGUGUUCUGAUGGAUUCAAUCGACGUCCAGACCUCCAUGAUCACCUCAAAGUUCACACCUCACUGGGAAACACCGGACCUCAGAAUCAGAUGAGGCGACGUGUCAAACCUCUGUCAAAAAAGACUCUAGAUGCAAGACUCCAGAAGAAAACUAAAUCAGCUGAGAAAAGAGCAGCCAAAAAGAAAAUUGUUCCCAAGACAAACAGUAAGGAAAAAGCUGAAAAUAUUAAAGUGGAGACAUUUGACAAUACAGGCAUUGUGACUAAAGCUGUGAUUCUUCAAGGGAAGGAAGACAGUGAAGAAAUGGAGACACCGGAGAGUUGGCCAAAACCUAAAACUGCCACAGAGGGAACUACUGGGAAUAUCCCUCACUUCAUGAUGAUUGACUCCUCUGUGGACUUUGAAAAUAAUCCCAAACAAGUGAAAGAGAACCAGAAAAGUAAAAAACCUGUCAGUGACAAGAACUCUGCGGCCAAGGAAGAGAGUCUACCAGAAGAGGACACUCCAUCACAGGAAUCAGCCGCAGAUAAAAACGAGGGAAACCCUGUAGAAUCUCCAGCCAAGACUGAGCCGUCCUCACCCAAAGCAACCGGCUCCAUGAACCUGCGCCGGCGAUCUUCACGAAGAUGUCGCUGGCAUGACAACGAUUCCGUGUGUGAACGCUGUGAUGGAACCUUCAUUAAAACCAUCGCCUUCGAGAGGAAGCAGAAGAAGGCCUCACCCACACCCUCUGGUGACCUAAGCCAACUGAUCCCCCCUGCUGAGGAUGUGACCCCUAUGCCCAGCAGUACUGACAUCACCUCCUCAGUGGUCAGGGUAACCAAGACAACAAACUAACCACUAACCAGACUCUGUAUGUAAAAAGUCUCAUCUCUGGCAGCCAGGUCAUCACAGAGGUUUGUUAUAUGUUGUUUAUUAUGAAUUUAGUGAAAAUUGACUAUAACAAAAGACUGUUUAACCAACAAUGGUGAAGAACUAGAAUGAAUUUGUGACAAAUUUAUUUAUGGGUACUUUUGUGAAUUAUUAUACAGAUUAUUCAUGUUAGUGGUGGUGUUUUAUGUAGAAAUCCUCUUCUUGUCUUCAUAACAAUGUUAUGUCUAAAAAUCAUAAAUAGGUUCACUAAAAUAUGUUGCAUCCAUGGUCAUUUUUUCUAGCCACAUUAAAAAGACACCUUAUCCAAACAAAAAUAAAAUUGGAUGCAUGGGUUGUUAUAUACUUUAUAUUUUUGGAACAUAUGUAUUAUGUUAUGUAAAAUAUAUAUAUAUUGCUGGAUUUGAUUGGUUGUAAACAAUGCACAAAUCAAACCUCUAAAAUAUUAAGAACUUUCUAUGAUGUUAAAAUUUUGUCUUUCUUGCCAUCUCAUAAAUCCGGUGCAGCAUGUUUCCACAAAUUGAUACAGUAAAUCUUGUCUAAAUCUGGAUAAGACAACAUUUUAAAGAAUUAGAUUUAUCAAAAAUGAAUUGAAUUUUACAUUGUUUUAGGCAAGAUUUGAGAAUACACAGCAUUCAGAUAAGACAGGCUUAACUGUAUUACAGAUGGAUCUACUGUAAAAGUAACUUAUAGAAUUUAGUAAAUUCAACAUACUGGGUAAACUCUGUAUGAUUUAUGCUUUCAUAUUUUUGGGGAGGGAAAUUUUUUUUACUAAAUUAUGUAGCUAAUAGAUACUUUUAAAAUAAACUGCUUGUUUACUACUAAAUUAUACAUAUUGUAUGUACUUAAAUUUAU